Molecule: messenger RNA, 1651 nt
Organism: Cutaneotrichosporon oleaginosum
Lineage: Eukaryota; Fungi; Basidiomycota; Tremellomycetes; Trichosporonales; Trichosporonaceae
Source: RefSeq, a predicted model, not a curated record
CGUCCUCCGCUACACGCCGAAGGGUCAGUCCCGAGAACAGCCCGGAACACAUCGAACCGCCUCGCAUUGCCGAGAGCCUUCCCUGCCCCUGCCCCCCGCCACGCGCCCACGCGCCCAGGACCCCAACGAGGAAAGAAUCACAAUCAACAGAAACUUAGGCGGCGCCGACCCUCGCUCUGCUUCGACCCGCCGCCCUCGGUCCACCCCCGUCUGCACUCUGCCCGGAGAACGCGCCGCGACAGAGUAAUACUGUAUACUCUGGAGAGGAUCGGGUUGCAGUGGGCAGUGGAGGAUGGAGCAUCAUCAGCACAGACCGUUUUCGGAUCGGGCAUCCACAUCCACUCAUCCUUCCACUCGAUCACCUCCCCCAACACCUAAACAACAACAACAACUCUCUUCUGCUCCGUCCAUUACCUCUCAGCGUCACUCUUAUUCUCAUCCCCACUCACCCCCUACUGCCCGCUCGCCCACCUCUCCUCGCUAUCGGCCCUCCUCAUCCUCCGUCACCUCCCCCGCACCACCACUCCCUUCCUCCAGACCACGCUCCACCUCUCCCAUCCACCCGCCCGCACGCAGAACCCAUCACGACUUUGAAAAGGCUCUUCUGCACCCAGACGACGUCCUCUACAUCAGCAGCAGCAGCUCCCUUCUUCUCGAGAGCGAGCGCGACGAGUCUGCGGACGACAACGCCGACGACCAAGACGACGAGCUCGAGUACCAAGACGUAAGUGAGGAGAUUGACGACUCCCACUCCCUCGCACCCCUCGACUCGGCCUCCACCAAUCCACUCGAAGCCAAUCCCGCUCCGCACGCACCACCCAAAGCAGGCGCCGUCGAGCACGAGCACCAUACGCACAGGCACUUGCCCACUACCGCCGGCGCUUCUCCCCCUUCUCCCAAGACCCUUGCGCCGCCCGUCGGACCAGCUCUCACAGUCGACCUCGACGUAUUAGGCGACCGGCGCGAGCCCACGCCAAGACCCCGUCUGCUCAGCCGCUCCAACUCGGCCUCGGACGCCCACAGGUACUCUGAUUCCGGGGUUAGUGCCGCCUCCGCCUCCGCCUCCGCCUCCGCCUCGACACUUCGGUCGUUCGAUAACGACCCGGCCCCCCCUGGCGCGUACAGAGGCGUAUUUAAAGGCUUGCACAGGAGCAUGUCUGGGUCUGCCGCACACCCCGCCGCAUACGCCCGUCGCGAGUCUCUCGCGUCGACCGGCUCUGGCGCCAGCAGCUCGGCAAGCGCGACAGCACGAGUAGCGAGGAUGUCGGCCCGCAAGAACUCGGGGCAUCAUCUAAGCCUUGGUCUCGAUGGUGAGUGCAUACCUCGGCGUCGGGCGCGCAGCGAAUGGUGCAUGUUGCGCCGCUGAGUUUUGCGAACGCAUCGAUGCUCAAUGCUGCAUGGCGGGGGGAGAAAAUGUCGGCAUGACUUGGGCAAGGAGCAGCGGAGACGUGCCUUCAUGAGCGCGGAAGCCAGGGCGCGCGGGGAGGACGCGAGGGGCUCGGUCAUUGCUGCAUGGCCAUGGCUGCAAGACUGACGCGGUGGACAGUCACCUUGUGGCUUGCAUGGCUUGCAUGGCUUGCAUGGCUUGCGAGCCAUAGGACCAUGGGUACUGCUGGCGUCGAUGUGGACGGGAACGCGUGCAUGGCAUACU